Brienomyrus brachyistius is the source of this 8754-nucleotide messenger RNA. It is a transcript of the gene macf1b, whose product is annotated as microtubule actin crosslinking factor 1b. NCBI's taxonomy places the organism in Eukaryota, Metazoa, Chordata, Actinopteri, Osteoglossiformes, Mormyridae. Gene Ontology annotation, molecular function: structural molecule activity; calcium ion binding; microtubule binding. The record is from RefSeq and is a predicted model, not a curated record. The coding region runs from base 921 to 7175 and encodes 2084 amino acids. Gene Ontology annotation, cellular component: focal adhesion; membrane; cytoplasm. Gene Ontology annotation, biological process: cytoplasmic microtubule organization; hemidesmosome assembly; intermediate filament cytoskeleton organization. The transcript has 40 exons.
AAGGUACCUAGAAUGAGCAUGAGAAUGGCUGUACCGUCACUGUGUGCUGUGUGAGCUGUGUGUGCUGUGUGAGCUGUGUGUGCUGUGUGAGCUGUGUGUGCUGUGUGUCCUGUGUGUGCUAUGUGUCCUGUGGGAGCUGUGUGUGCUGUGUGUCCUGUGUGUGCUGUGUGCCCUGUGGGAGCUGUGUGAGCUGUGUGUGCUGUGUGUCCUGUGGGAGCUGUGUGUGCUGUGUGUGCUGUGUGAGCUGUGUGUGCUGUGUGUCCUGUGGGAGCUGUGUGUGCUGUGUGAGCUGUGUGAGCUGUGUGUGCUGUGGGAGCUAUGUGAGCUGUGUGUGCUGUGUGAGCUGUGUGUGUUGUGUGAGCUGUGUGUGCUGUGUGAGCUGUGUGUGCUGUGGGAGCUGUGUGAGCUGUUUGUGCUGUGGGAGCUGUGGGAGCUGUGUGUGCUGUGUGAGCAUGCAGCAUCCUGAACCCAGUGUUAUCCAGAAAUCUCAGUCACCAUUGAAUGUGUUCAGUUCUGCAGGAUUCUAUCAGAUAAAGGAGCAGUUCAAUGCAGAGCUAUCAUAUUAUCCCAAACAAAAGGCCCUUUCACGGGUAGAUAAACUCUAUAUGGAAUAAGUUCUGCUUUCACUAAUCUCGCUCUUGACCUUACAGCUAUUUCAAGACUUGUUGACUGUAUUAACGGCAACAAUUUGAACAUAAAUAUGCAUCACACCUCCACUUAAACAAGCAACUUAGCCCGAUAUUGUGUGAAAGGAGUGACUGUACAGAGGAAGGACGGCUGGUCUCAAGAGUCAGCGUGUGAGCUAAUCUGAAAGGGUGGAGAUUACAUUGUCGGGGAAAUGGAGAGGCAGUAAACAGGCCCCUUGCAUGCAUGACCCAGGGCUCGUCCCACUCGGCGCACCUCACUAGCUCAGUAGAGACAUGGGAAACCUCAUCAGUCGGCCCAGCUGUCUGGGUCAGAAGUCCAAGCAGGUCAAAUCUGAGGAGCUAGACCAACCAAAGCACAGGAAGGAGCAUCUGCCCAAGAAGGAGCCCCAAGAGCCAAACACGCCAGCCACACAGAGCCCAAUCUUAGAAAGGCCACAGAGCACUUCUUUGCCCUUGAGCAAUACCCGGCCAGGUACCCCUUCCCCAGCCAAAACAUCUCUCAACGGGACCCUGACUAAGGGGACUACAACUGGGCUCAGAAGGGCACCCCCAGGACAGCAGGUGAAGGGGAUUGAGGAGAGGCCACUGGUUUUCCAAAGAAGGAACUCUGGAAGUCCCUGGUCAUGGAGAACGCUCUCUUCUCGGGAGGUGACGGAGGUAACGGAGGUGACGGAGACCAUCGUGACAGAGAUUGUGGAGGUGACCGAGUUUCCAUCCGGGGACAAAGGGGGCGACCCGGUGGUCACCAGGACUGUACGCGUCCUUACCGGAGCGGCUGAGGAACUUACUGAGCUACAAAGUGACGGACACUCCAGCUCAGACCAGGAAUCUAGUGUGGACAGAUGGACUGCUCUUAACAAGAAGAGUUUGCAGGUCUUGGCUGCCAAAGAUGACGCCGAGGACUCGGAGACCUUUCAUCAGGCCCUUGAGGCAUUGCUAACAUGGGUGUCUGAGAUAGAAGAGCUGAUAGCCAAUCAGAAGCCGCCUUCUUCAGAGGUUAAGGUGUUGAAGGCACAGCUUCAGGAGCAGAAGCUCUUACAGCGCCUCCUAGAGGACAGGAGGCCCAGCGUGGAAUCAAUGGUGAAACAGGGGCCACAACUAGCCAAGGUAUUCCAGAGUACGGGGAGGGAGUCAGCAGCAAGUCAGAUAUGCAGCCUGCAGGAAAAAUGGAAGGCGUUACUCCAACACGCAGAGAGCAGGCGAGGGGGCCUGGAGCAGAUCCUGCCAAGAGCACAGCGGUUCCAGGAGAGCACAGACACCUUCCAGCACUGGCUCAUGGCCGCCGAGCAGAGCCUGUCAGAACUACGCUCCGCCGAGAGGGGGAUGGGCCGCAUCCCGGAGGCUGCUGCACGUGCCAAGGCUACGAUUGAAGAAAUAAAAUGUAAGGGGGCUGACCUUGAGGACGUUCGACAGAGAGGCCACGAGCUCAUGGAAAAGAUUUCAGAGGAGGAGUCCCAGUUAGUCCAAGAGAAGGCCGACAGCCUGAGAGUCAGGUACUCAGUGCUCAGCCUGAGUGGGGCAGACGUCUUGCAGCGCCUGGAACAGGCCCUGGAGGCUUCUCAGCGCUGCACCUCCAGCCAGGAGGAGCUGCAUCUGUGGCUGGGGAGGAUCGAGCGUGAGCUGCUGGGUGUGGGGAGCCAGCCCCCGCCUGGGGAGGGCGUCCUCUGUGCCACUGAAAGGCUUCGGCUGGAGCAGGCGGUGGAGAAGGAGCUGCUCUGGUUUGAGGACACCGCCCGCAAGCUGGAGGAGCUGAGCAACAUCAGCCUCGAUCCCGACGUCAUCUGCACUCAGCUGUAUGACCAAAAGAUUCUCGCCGUGGAGAUAAUGCAGCACAGAUUUAACAUCGAGAAGAUGACGAAGGUCUUGGAAAUCCUGCAGAGCUACAGCGAAGAGGGUGAAAACGAGAACCUACAGUCACAGCUUGACACUCUGCAGGAGAAGUGCCAGGCCGUAUCGACCACACGCUCGCACGAGGUGCUGCAGUUAGAGCACGCUCAGGCGCUCCUUCUCCAGUUCUCCGAGAGCUACGCGGAGGUGUCGCCGUGGUUACAGGAGACCCAGGAUCUGGUCGGCCAGCUCUCGCUGGAGGCGACCAGCUAUGAGGCUUUCCGGGAACAACAGGAGCGCCUACAGGGUCUGAGGGAGUCCAUAGCGGAGCACAAGCCCUUGAUCUCACGGCUCUGCUCAGUGAGCCGUCGGCUGUCCGAGCUCAGCCCCACCCAGGGAGAGGAGUUCCGGCAGCGGGCCGCGGACACGGAGGAGAGGCACAGCGCCAUCAGGGAUCGGGUACGGGAGGUGGCCAGCCUGCUGGAGGAGUCUCUGCCUCGCUACACACAGCUCAGCGAGAGGAUGUCCCAGCUGGGCGAGAGCCUGGAGCGUCUGCGCAGCCGGCUGCAAUCGCCCGUGACUCUGCGCGGUCAGACGUCUCGUAUUCAGGAGCAGCUCCAGGAGAGUCGGAUCACGCUGGCCGAGCUGGGCAAAAUGGGGCAGGCGCUGGGCAAUAUUGAAGUGCAGGCACGCGAGCUCCUGGCCAGCGCCAAACCCACCGGGGACAGUGCCAUCUGCAUGGCCAUCCAAGAGCAGGUGAGCGACCUAGGACAGCAUUUGCAGGAGGUGCAGGCCCAGGCUCAGGAGAGGGACAAGUGGCUCCAUCAACUCUUGGACCUGGCUGCCAAGUACUGGGGGGACGUGAACGACCUGACAGGCGUGCUGAACGACACGCAGCAGGCCAUCCUGGACCUGAACGGGAACGGCUCUGACCCGGUGACCAUCCAGCAGAGUCUGGAGAGCAUGCAGGCCCUCAGGGACGACAUCGACAGCCUGCAGGGAGACCUUGACUCACUGGGAAUUCUGGGAAUGGAUCUGAUGUCAGCGUGUGGGGACAUUGACAAGCCAGACGUCACUAAGUGUUUAGAUGAGCUUUAUGGUACAUGGAACAACCUGAGCAAGCUGUGGACAGAGUGUCAUAGCAAGCUGGAGAACUCCCAGCAGGUGGCGCUACACUACCAGGACACCAUGCAGGGACUGUUUGAGUGGCUCAGAUCGGCUGAGUUGAAGUCCACGGAAAAGUUUUUGGUAGAGACUGACUUGGAGGCUGUGAAACAGCAACUGUGUGACUUAAAGGCAUUUAAACGGGAGCUGUACCAAAAGAAGAUCGAGAUGGAGAGCCUCAACCACCGCUUUGUCUACCGUCUCCCACUGGACCACGAGACGGCCGGCCUCACAUCGCCUCUGGAGGACUUUCGCCGACGUUGGGAUGGCCUGGAGGGGGAAACAGUGAGCAGACAGCACCAGCUGGAGUGUGCUCUCCUAGGCCUGGGUCAGUUCCAGAACACGCUGGAUGAGCUACAUACCUGGCUUUCCCACACAGCGGACCUUCUGCAGGGACCCCGUCCAAUCAGCAUCGACCUGCAGAUCUGUGAGAUCGAGUUAGCCAAGCAUAAGGUUCUCCGGAAUGAUGUGAUGUCACACGUGCGGACAGUGGAGUCCCUGAAUCGGGUGGGCAGGGAGCUUUUGGAGGCUGGCUCUGGUGAUAGCCCUCAUGGUCUUCAGGCCAAGCUAGAACAACUCAAUGAACGCUGGGAGUAUGUGCGCUGUGAGACCGAGAGGAGACAGCUAGAGUUGGAGAACAACCUGAGUCAGGUCCAAGAUGUUACAAUGGAGAUCCAGGACCUGCUGCAGUGGCUGGAGAACACAGAGUUGAGGAUGUCAUCAUCCAGGCUGGUGUGGGGGCUUCCUGAGACAGCCAAUGAGAGGCUCAAUGCACAUCUGGAACUGUGCAAGGAGAUGGAGUCCAAGCGACAGACCUAUGACAAUGUGAGGGACACCAUCCACCGGCUUCUGGAGAACCACGAUGUUGCCCGAGGUUCCAGCACAGAGCACAGUCUGUGCAUACUGGAGCAGAAGUGGGAGACUGUCUACAGCAAAGUGCAAGAGAGAAAGGCUAAGUUGACUGAGGGACUGAGUCUGGCGAAGGAGUUUCAUAGCACCGUCCAGGACUUGCUGACCAAGAUGGCGCAAUGUGAGGAGGCCAUCAGUGCUCUGCAGACACCCAGCUUCCUCCUGGACGCAGUCUGUGCUCAGCUGCAGGACCACAGGAUGUUGGUGAGUGAGGUGCAGGCUUACGGCGAGAAGAAAGCCACAGUGGAGAGUGCAGCUUUACGGCUGAAGGAGCUCAGCAGGAAGGAGGAGGGUAACGUGGUGCAGAACUUGGUGAUGACUGUACAGGCCCGCUAUGAGAAGCUCCAGCAGCGUGUGGCUGAGAGGGCCGCCUCGCUGGAGGAGGUCAAGAAGCAAGCCAAGCAGUUCAAUGAGUCAUGGCGCCUCCUGGUGGACUGGAUGGUGGAAGUGGAGCAGACAUUGGAUACACAUAAAGAGAUCGCCGUGUCCCAUGAAGAGAUAAAGCAGCAGCUGACAGAGCAGAAGGAAUUCCAGAAGCUUCUGAGGCUUAAGAGGCCCAUGUAUGAGGCCACCAUGAAGAGGGGAAGGGCUCUGCUCGAGAAAUCCCAAAGCCCUGAGGACAAACAGCAGCUGGCAGACCUUGUGUCUGAGCUCCGAGACUCAUGGGAUACCAUCAAUGGAAAGUCUAUGGAGAGGCAACACAAACUGGAAGAAGCAUUAUUGUUUUCAGGCAGAUUCACAGACGCUCUUCAGGCGCUGAUGGACUGGUUGUUUAGGGCUGAGCCACAGCUGGCCGAGGACAUGCCUGUUGGAGGAGAAAAGGACCUGGUCACCAAUCUUAUAGACAAACAUAAGGUGUUUCAGAAGGAGCUGGGCAAGAGAGCGGGAUGUAUUAAGACUUUGAAGCGUUCUGUGCGGGACCUGACUAAAAGCAGCAUGGCGGACAGCCGUUGGCUACUUGAGCAAAUGGAGGAGCUUGAUGGGCGUUGGGAGACAAUUUGCAAGCUGUCCGUAUCCAAGCAGGCAAGGUUGGAGGACGCCCUCCGACAGGCAGAGGAGUUUGACCGCUUGGUGCACUCCUUUCUGGAGCGUCUCUCCGACGUGGAGAGGACUUUGAAGUACGGGCCCAUCCCGGAGGAAGAGGAAGCCUUGCUGAUGUUCCACAAGCAGCACCAGGAGUCGAUGAACUCACUGCAGUGCCAGGAGAUGGAGCUCGAUAGCAUCCGUGCCCUUGGGGAGGAGAUCCUCUCAGCCUGCCAUCCUGACUCUGUCAUUACUAUCAAAUCCUGGAUCAGUGUCACUAAAACCCGCCUGGAAGAGGUGCAAGCUUGGGCUCAGCAGCAGGGAGAACGAAUCCGAAGCGGCUUGUCGACGCUGGAGGCUGAGCGGGAGGAGGUGCAGCGGUUGCUUGACUGGAUCUCCGCGGCUGAGGAGUCACUGGCCCUGAGGGAUCAAGAGGGGUUUCCAGAAAGCAUGGAGGGCACCGAGGAGCUCAUAUCUCAGCAUGAGGUCUUCAUGGAUGAGCUGAAUCGAAAGGUUCCUGAGGUCGAGAGCGCCAUAAAAUCGUGCAAAAUGAAGAUGGUGCCGAAACAGCUCAUGUCCCCGAGCCGUAAAACCUCCACAAAGAGGAAGGGAACCCAGAAGCUUCAGCCCCCAACGACUUUGCCCUUGGAGAACCUGGAACCUCAAAAUGCCAACCUGGGCCAGCUGGUCAGCCACUGGAAGCAGCUGUGGCUCGUGGCGUUGGCCCGACAAAGUCGACUUCUGGAGCACCAGCAAAAGCUACGAGAGAUGGAAGCGUUCGCCAACUUUGACUUCGAGGUCUGGAGGAAGCGGUACACUCAGUGGAUCAGCCACCUGAAAUCCCGCAUCCUGGACGUCUUCCGGGGGAUUGACAAGGACCAGGAUGGCCGUAUCACUCAGAAGGCCUUCGUUAACAGUGUGCUUGCCUCCAAAUUCCCGACAAACUCUCUUGAGAUGGCUGCAGUUGCUAAUAUCUUCGACAUCAAUGGAGAUGGUUACAUUGAUUACUACGAGUUCGUAAGCACGCUCCACCCCAGCAGAGACCCAUACCGAAGGACACUGGAUGCAGACCAGAUCAAUGAAGAGGUGAGUCGGCAGGUGUCCCAGUGUAACUGCCCCAAGAGGUUCCAGGUGGAGCAGAUCAGUGCCAAUCGUUACCGGUUUGGGGACUCGCAGCAGCUGAGGAUGGUCCGGAUUCUGCGCAGCACCCUGAUGGUACGUGUCGGUGGAGGCUGGACCGCACUGGAUGAGUUCCUGGUUAAGAAUGAUCCUUGUAGAGUGAAAGGGAGAACCAACCUGAAGAUAAAGGAGAAAUACCUCACCUCUGGCUCGUUCAGCACGUCCCGCAAGGGCAACAGCACGUCCAAGCCGCUGGGCGUCAGCCGCUCCAAUUCUAGCCUGAGCCUGUACAGCACAGCCUCAGCACCCAGCAGCCCCCUCACACGCAAGUCUGUCCUGCGGAGGAGCCUCUCAGGAGAUCGCUGCAGCAGACCCAGAAGCUCCAUCGCGGCCCUGGGACCCGAGCUGCAGUUUGCUUCUCCAGGGGACGAUGGAUCUCCAUCUCCACUUGGUGGCAGUGACGAAGCAGAGAGGCCCCCUACAUGAGACCCAGGCUCGGCCCCCUUCCCUCGACCCUGGAGACCAGGUCGGAGGCAGCAUACCGAGCUCUGCGGAGCUCCGGGCCACGACGCCAGACCAGCUCACCUGGAAGUCCUUGUACAGACUGACGGCAGCCAGGACAAACGCAGGCCCCCAUGGAGAAGCCCCCUGGAAGGGGGAGGGGACUUCAACAGAGAAGGCAGCUGUUUGUAGGGGUGGGCUAGAGGGGGUGGUCUGCUACACCUCCUCUGUAACCUUGGUCCGACCGUCAGUCUGGUCUGAUGCCUCUGCUCUGACACACUGAACCUCUUUCCUGUCCGGAACUUGUUUUAGUUCUUCAGACAUUGAGUAGCCCCUGCUGGGUAACCUAAAGAGAAAUGAACAGAUUCAGUGAUAUGUGUAGCAUGUACAACAAUGGCAUGAUGUGUCUGAGCUAGAGAAUGUAUGCUUUAUAUCUAUGUAGGUGUGUAUGUGUUAUUGCGUUUAACGUGACGUGAGAAGGCGAGGUGUAUUCUGGGAAAGAGCGUCAGAACGUGUGAACAUGGUUUAGACAUCCUUGACUUCUUUUCGUCCAUGUUUGAAUCCAUCUUCGAUCGUCUUAUCCUUCAGGCUGGAGUUUUUGCAUCCAAAGUCCACCAUCGUGUGAUCCGAAUCAUUCUGUUGAUGCACGGAGUCCGCUAUUGCCUCUUGACAUGUAUACGUCUAUUUGCAUUUCCACCCGAAAUUAUCAGCACAUUUAUGUUAAACCAUCCAAGCAUGAGAUAAUGUCAACAGAUUUUUAAACACAUUUUGACUCGAUGCAGCCACAUCUGAUAGGCCUGUAACGUUUUAGGAAACUUACCUCAAGAUCUCAUAAAUAGUGAUGUUCAGGAAUGCUUAUGGGCAACACUAAUACAUGAAAGAUGAAUAAAGACUAUUUUAAGGGUUUUUUUAUUAUCUGAGGGAAAAUAAACAAGCAAACAUCCUUCUCUCAAAAUUUUUCUGGUGCUCUAGGAAUAAUAACAGUGUAAAUAUUCCUCAUUGAAAUUCAAAUGUAAUAUGAGGUCCUUCAGAGAUGAAUGAGCUGAAAGACCAAUUUCAUGGUUUGGCUUAUUAAGAAAAUAACCAUGCCAAUAAAAGAACAGGAAUACAAAGAAAUAUUGUUUUCUGUGCUAAUGCUACAGAAUUCAGUCUGAGAUCACAUAAUUAAACAGAAAGUUUUGCAGUCUGUCAGAUGGUUGCUGGCCCUUUUCAAUAAAAAUAUGCCAAGUCUUCAAAGGUCUUUAAAGGGCUAUAAUCUACACAAUACAAUUUUGACGGCAUUUAUGAAAUUUUCUGUUUCCUCCAAUGCCAUUUGGUCUGAAUGAUGCUCCUGUCAGAAAUCGAGCAUUUUCCUGCUUCCAGAAGGAAGUACGGGGCACCUGGCAACCGUUUCUAUGACGUGUUUGCCCAUAAUCCUCUAUUUCUGCUACUGCAAAGGCAACACUAGCUAGUGUAGAGCUCAGUUCUGACUCUAACCUAGUGUAAAUGUAGAGGAAUGUAACUAAUUGAUACAUGAUCAUCAGUGCAUAUGUAAAUAAAUCCUUUUGUAAUAAAAUGUAAUAAA